Carcharodon carcharias (great white shark) is the source of this 647-nucleotide messenger RNA. RefSeq names its product dpy-30 histone methyltransferase complex regulatory subunit (gene dpy30). Gene Ontology annotation, cellular component: Set1C/COMPASS complex. The transcript is spliced from 5 exons. NCBI's taxonomy places the organism in Eukaryota, Metazoa, Chordata, Chondrichthyes, Lamniformes, Lamnidae. The record is from RefSeq and is a predicted model, not a curated record. The coding region runs from base 88 to 408 and encodes 106 amino acids.
CGCAAUCAAUGGUACCUUCGGCGGAGACCAAUCGCCGAGCUCGUCUCACCGGGGAUGCGGGGCAGUGCAUAGAAACGGACAACAAACAUGGCGGAAGAGCACGGUGAUACACUUGCAGAACCAAACCUGGAAGGACAGAUGCAGAUAUCAGAAAAUCCUCAUGCGGAAUAUGGUCUCACUGAGAACGUACAGAGGAUAGUUGAGAAUGAAAAACUGAAUGCGGAGAAAACAUCUAAACAGAAAGUGGAUCUGCAGUCCCUCCCAACUCGAGCGUAUCUGGAUCAAACGGUGGUACCCAUUCUUUUGCAAGGCCUUUCAGUUCUGGCAAAAGAAAGACCUCCCAAUCCUAUUGAAUUCUUGGCAGCUUACCUUCUGAAGAACAAGUCACAAUUUGAAGAGAGAAAUUAGCUUGGACAGAACUACACAGAAUUGAAGAUUUCACCAGUCCCCCACAAUUGAGAAGGAAGAGGUUGACUCUUAGAAUAUCAUGGUUUGUAUGGUAAAGGAAAAAAGAGCAAAUGCAGAAGACCAGAAUAUGCAUGAAGUGGCCCAUUAUCUUAUAUUAAGUAUGGUAACUGCACAGAUAUUCACCAUUUUCUGUUAUUUAUGUAAACAUUAUGAUUUUAAAUAAACCAGUUGUGUUUUUA